UUCUAGGGUUUGUGGGAGAAAGGAGAAUCAUCCAAAACCCCAUUUCUAGCGUUUGAGAGAGAGAGAGAGAGAGAGAGAGAGAGAGAGAUUCUAGGGUUUGAGAGGGAGAGGAUGGUGAAGUUCUUGAAACCCAACAAGGCAGUGAUCGUCUUGCAGGGCCGCUUCGCGGGCCGCAAGGCCGUGAUCGUCCGUUCCUUCGACGAUGGGACCCGCGACCGGCCGUACGGACACUGCCUUGUGGCCGGGAUCGGCAAAUACCCGAAAAAGGUCAUACGGAAGGACUCAGCUAAGAAGACGGCGAAGAAAUCGAGGGUGAAGGCAUUCAUCAAGCUCGUCAACUACAAUCACAUAAUGCCGACUCGUUACAACCUCGAUGUCGAUCUCAAGGACGUUGUCACCGUCGACGCACUCCAAUCCAAGGACAAGAAGGUGACGGCCGCCAAGGAGACGAAGUCCCGCUUUGAGGAACGGUUCAAGACCGGCAAGAAUAGGUGGUUCUUUACCAAGCUCAGGUUCUAGGAUUUCUUUUUGUUUGUUAGUUGCGGUAAUUCUAAUGAUUUGAGCUUUGUUUGUUAGAUCUUUGGAUCAGAUCGAUGAAACUGUCAAUUGGGUUUUUUUAGUUGGUUAUUUGGAUUAUUGAAGUUAGUUUUGAAUUGGGUUUUAUGCUA
This is a messenger RNA of Magnolia sinica, 668 nucleotides long. Its product is annotated as large ribosomal subunit protein eL27x. The transcript has a single exon. The record is from RefSeq and is a predicted model, not a curated record. Bases 112 to 519 code for a protein of 135 amino acids. Gene Ontology annotation, cellular component: ribosome; cytosolic large ribosomal subunit. Gene Ontology annotation, molecular function: structural constituent of ribosome. NCBI's taxonomy places the organism in Eukaryota, Viridiplantae, Streptophyta, Magnoliopsida, Magnoliales, Magnoliaceae. Gene Ontology annotation, biological process: translation.